Molecule: messenger RNA, 3187 nt
Organism: Pogonomyrmex barbatus (red harvester ant)
Lineage: Eukaryota; Metazoa; Arthropoda; Insecta; Hymenoptera; Formicidae
Product: protein fem-1 homolog B
Molecular function (GO): protein binding
Source: RefSeq, a predicted model, not a curated record
UGCUUUCAGCGGAGAGAGUGACUUUGCCAUGUCGUAAAGAUCCUUUAAUAUGAUUGGCUCUUGUCCCUAAUUCCUCACUGAAUCUAAACGUAUAAACCAAUCAUAUUAAAGAAUCUUAAAACAGCUCCUUUUUUUGCUGAAUGCAGCCAAUGACAUCUGAUUUGUUGCGUUCCGUAUGGCUCUUGGCUCUCGUUCGUAUGAAUCGUGCAGAGGAAUUCUAAAAUUUGUAUUUUCAUUAUCGGAUAUAUCUUCGGCCGUGUAUGACGCCAAUGGAUUGCACCAUCUUUUGGCUGCGCCUAAAAUACAAUAUAAUCGCAGCGCGAUAUCACAACAUCCCCUGGACAUCGCCUGGUGAGCUGUGCUUCGGAAUCUGAACACGUGGCACGUGAUCGCAUGGAUUUCAAGGAUCUCGCGAGGGUUUGGGGUCACGCGCGCAGCGUUUGACGUCGACGUGGUGGCAACAAAGGAGCUCAACGGCGCCGCCGCGCAAAAACCGCUUUGUUGCAGUUUAUUUUUGCAUUCGGAAUCGCUAUAUUUUUGCGCGCAACGCGAUCUUAAAAUAGAUCGCGACGACGACGGCGGUGGCGGCGGGCAGUAGUGUGUGAUGUAUUUUCCGCACGCUGACGAGGAGCGAGGAUCAUGAGUUUUGAGGUUACCCCGUUUUUGGGUGAUCGCAGCUGAUUCUACUCCGGAACGUCGCGCGGUCGAGGAAGAUAGAACGACAGAGGGAGAGGAGAGAGGAGGAGGGCACGAGGAUGGACACCACGUGCGAGAUAAUCGAGGAGCCUCAGCAGUCGCUGGCCAAGCGGAUUUACUAUUCGGCGAAAGAUGGAAUGGCGAUUGCUCUUUAUACCCUGCUGUACGACAAGUCCGAGGUCGACAUCAAUCAGUUGAUUAACAAGAAAAUUGUAGAAGAUGAUGGACAAUGUUGCACGCCUUUAGUGAUUGCCGCACGUUACGGGCAUAACAAAGUAGUUAGACUGUUGCUUGAAAAGUUCAAUCCUGAUUUAGAACAGGAAGGAACCGUCAAAUUCAAUGGAUACGUUAUUGAAGGAGCCACAGCGCUUUGGGCCGCAGCAGGAGCAGGACACCUGAAUGUUCUUAAAACUCUCGUGAAAGCAGGAGCGAACGUGAAUCACGCAACAAAAACUAACUCUACUCCGCUUCGAGCGGCAUGUUUCAAUGGACGUUUGGACAUCGUUAAAUAUUUGGUCAAUCACCAAGCGGAUAUACAUAUUCCCAAUUCAUUCAACAACACUUGCCUUAUGAUAGCAUCAUACAAGGGACAUCUUGAUAUCGUUACUUUUCUAUUGGAAAAAGGGGCAGAUCCGAACAAAAAAGCGUAUUGUGGAGCGACGGCUUUGCAUUUUGCCGCCGAGUGUGGACACGUGGUCAUUGUACGCGAACUGCUGCAAUAUGGAGCGCAAGUGACAACGAAUGUGAAUGGUAUGACGCCUUUAAUAACGGCCGCCGAGCGAACGCGCGAGGAUGUCGUUAUAUAUUUAACACAAAGGAAAGAAACGACAAAGGAGGAGGAAAUAGAUGCCUUCGAGCUACUUGGAGCAUCUUACGCUAAUGAUAAAGACAAUUAUUGUCUAAUUAAGGCGUACACAUAUCUACGCAGAGCAAUGGAAUUAAGAUACAGUGAUCCUGAUAAUAUUAUAUAUAAGCGAUUAGGUUCGAUUGUAAAAGCGUACGAAAAUUGGAAGGAAUGCGAGACAUUAGAAAAAUUGGAGAGUAUCAAAGAUAAUCCUAAUGCCAUACACAUGGAAUCGCUCGCUAUUCGAGAGAGAAUAUUAGGUCCUCAUAAUCCAGAACUGCCACAUCCUAUAAUAUUCAGAGGCGCCAUAUUUGCGGAUAACGCUAGAUUCGAUAGAUGCAUAGACCUAUGGUUACAUGCUUUAGAAUUAAGACAACUAAAUGAUCUAUCUGUUAUGACGGAUCUUCUUCGAUUCGCACAAGUGUUCUCGCAAAUGAUACAUGUGGGUGUUUAUCUAGAUCUUUCUCAAGUGAUAAACGUUCUGAAUGCAAGCGUAACGAAAUUGAAUAGAAACAAAAACAAAAUCCAGAACCCAGAUUCUAAGGAUGAUCUCGAUCAAUAUAUUGAAGAGAUGGAAUCGGACAUUAUAACGACUCUAUAUAUUCUAACAAUUCUGACGAAAUUAAUAACGCUUAAUAGAAACAGAUGUGACGAAUCGGAUUUAACACAAGCACAUCAUUUAGUACAUAAAUUAUGUGCAUUAGGAGUGUGCUUGAAAGAUGGGCAGACUCUAUUACAUCUUGCCGUGAAUGCUGAAACUCCUGUUGAUGAUUUUCAUACUAAUGAUGUCUGCAAAUUUCCGUGUGCAGCUACGGCACAGUUAUUGAUUCGUUGCGGUGCUAAUGUAAAUGCAAUGGAUAACGAAAGAAAUACUCCACUUCACAUUAUUGUUGGUUACAGUAAAGCAAUUAGCGAUUUUGCGACUUUACAUUCAAUUAUAAUAGAUCUUAUAGAAGCUGGAGCACAUAUGGAUACUGUAAAUAAUAAAGGGCAUACACCGUAUGACAUAGUCACUACGGGUGUAGCUAAAAUAAUAUUACGUACUCAGACUAAAUUAUCAUUAACGUGUAUGGCAGCUAGAGCAAUUAAAACUUACAAUCUGCCGUAUCACGGUAAUGUUCCACGUUCGCUCGAAAGCUUUAUAGAACUGCAUGGACCUGAACUCAAUCAAAGUUGACAAAUCUUCAUUGCCACGAAGAAUUGAUAUUUUGUACAAAGUAUGUAAUGCUUGAUAAUAUUUUUGUAAAAAUUACUAGAUAAUUCGAGUAAAAUAUAAUAUAUAAUAUGUAAUUUAAAUAUCUUGCAUAAGAUCGGAAUCCCAUAAAUAUUUUUAAAAGACAAUGACGUGCCAUUUAUAUAUACUGUUUGUACAAUUGUAUAAUGAUUCGUGGAAGCUGUGUGAAUUUUUACAAUGCAGAUCUUGAUAAUUCUUAUUCUUGUUAUUAAUGAUAUACGCGUUUCUGAUUAUCGAAAAUUGUUUUUUAUAUUAAAUAUUAUAGACGGAUAGAUAGUAUAUUGCUGCAUAGUCGCUACGUAAGCAAGUAUUUAAAUAAUUAGGGCUAUUGUGCAUUCAAUUUUUGCUGUCAUUUUCAGUGAUUUAAACUGUAAUUACUCUGUGAUAAAUAAAAUAAACUUUUCAAAUUACGA